AUGUUGAGACGUCUCAAAACUCGUUCGCUUCCUCCCGCUCUCUUGCCGUCUCUCCCCGUUCCCUUCUCCCCUUCCCACACCCUCCCCCGCCGUCUCCGCCCUCCCCGGCUCUUCCCCAUCCUCCCCCCCCGAACCCUCUUGGUCCGCCCACUUCCCCCGUCCCGUCCUCCCCCUGUCCUGUCUUUCCCCUCCCACAUCGUCCCCAUCCCUCGUCACCCCCUCCCCCUUCAUCCCGCCCUCCCCCCUCCGCCCCUCCCCUCCCCACUCCCCCCCGUAUUCCGCCUGCCGCUCUUCCCCUUACCCCGUGUCCUCCCGCCCCCAUCAAAGCUUUCCCAUCUCCUCAUCUUUCCUCUCCCCCAAUCUCCCCCUUGGCGCCUUCUCCAUCUUUCCCCCAUCCCCCUGGCGCAACAGGCGGAGGAUGCGGAACCCAUUCGCAACGGCGAGUCGCUCAUGGACCCGCCCUGCCUACACCGCAUCUCGCGCCCAUCCCACGGCGCCGCGCAUUCCUCCGGCGGCGCCACGCGUCCGUCGCUCACUGGCUCUCGCCCGGCAAGCGCGCCGAUUCGAACCGACCGACCUGAGGCGCAACCGACGGCGCGUAUGCCGCCCGCGAAUCACGGCGACGAGCGGAAAGAAACGCGCCACGUGGCUUCAGCCGGCCACCACCCGCAUCCGACGCGGUCGCGCUCCUACGUAUCGUCUCCCGCGGAGCUAGAAGACGCGGUUCCUCCGCUUGAUGCGCCGCGAGAUGCAGAGCGGCGGAGAAGCUUUGACGGGUCGGAGUCGGAAAGGGCCAGCCUUAUGCGCGAUGGAGCAAGGGCAGGGGUGUGUGUGAGUGUUGCUGCUGCUGCUGCGGAAGAAUCAGCAGGAGGAGGAGCAGGAGGAGGAGCAGCGGGAGGAGCAGCAGAAGCAGGAGCAGAAGCAGCAGCAGGAGCAGCAGCAGGUGGGCUAGCAAGCAGUCCAGCAACCCCUGCCAGCCCAAGACAAAGAGUAAGGGCAGACAUUAACGCGAUUGUUGCAGCUGCUGCUGCUGCUGCUGUGGCGGCGACAGUAUCUGCAGGAGCUGCUGAGAAAGCAGCGGCAGCAUCAGCAGGAGCGGCAGCAGCAGGGGGGGUGUCAGCGCUACCACCAGUGGCAGGGAAGGCGGUGCGAGUGGUGCAGUGCGUGUCUCGCUGUGCCCCCAUGCUGGAAGAUAACUUCCUCAACAACUCCGCCAGAACGGUGUACUCUAAUGUGCUCAUGCCUGGAGAACAAUCUGUGGGGCUGUUAACAUGGUUUCCGGCCCGUUUGAUGGGAGCUGUGCAGCGAUCAGAGACGCUGGUUGUGAUUGCUCUGCGGGAGUCGAUCGUGUUUCUUGCCCUCAUCGCCCUCUUUGCUGUCACACCUAACGUCUGCCGAGCCCUCAACUGGCUGUGGGCCUCCUUUAUCAUGCGAGACGGUCAAGUCACAGAGGAAUGCUUUCAGGACUCCGUGUUUGGCGCUCUCGUGCUCCCCCUGCAGUUUGUUGCAGCCGCUUUCUUCCUCACCAGACACAUGCGUCUCCUUUUUUCACUGGCCAAGCUCCUUCCUCCUCCGUCGGUUCACAAUAGUUUCAGUGGUGGUGGUGCCAGUGUGGGUGGCAAAUCCCCUUCUUCGUCUUUCCCUCUCUCGCUCACUCCCUCCUCCUUAUCCUUGCAGUAUGCGCCUUCUCCUGCCUCUAGCCAAGCUCCACCUGAGCCCGUUCCUCCUGCGGAGGUUCAGAAUGGUUUCAGUGGUGGUGGCGGUGACGUGCUUUGCAGUGGGCCCAUAUUGCUCAACGUCAGUCGUUUCCUCUCGCUGCUCAUCCACCUCGUGGGGGUUGGCACGCUGCUAUACCCACCUGAUCAAAGCUCUUCCGCCUUUCCCUCCCCACUCCUCCCCCCUCUCCCAUCCCACCAGCCCACCUUGCUCAACGCGAGUCGCUUCCUCUCGCUGCUCAUCCACCUGGUGGGGGUGGGCACGGUGCUACCUCAACCUGCGAACCACCUCUCCCAUCCGCCCCUCAUCCCCCCUAUGCUAUGCCCGAUGCACCAACGCCCCGCCCACCAGCCCAUCUUGCUCAACGCGAGCCGUUUCCUCUCGCUGCUCAUCCAUCUUGUGGGAGUGGGCACGGUGCUGGACCUAUUCGGUGUCUCCCUCCUCUCCCUGGUGGCUGUGGGCGGCAUCUCAGGUGAGGGAGUGCGAGGGGGUGCGGGAGAGAGUGAGGGAGGGAGUGAGGGGGUGAGUGGGCACGGUGCUGGAUCUCUUUGGCGAGUCCAUCCUCUCCCUGGUGGCUGUGAGCGGCAUCUCAGGUGGGCGGCAUCUCAGGUGGGCGGCAUCUCAGGUGUCGCCAUGGGCUUUGCUUCCAAGGAGAUGGUGGCCAGUUUUUUUGGCGGGCUGGUGCUGGUGUUCUCACAGCCGUUCGUGGUGGGGGAGAUGGCUAAGGUAACAGCAACACACACGGCAUGGCCAACCCUCUUCCUUUUCCUUCCAGUGCACCGAGCACCUUUGAGAAUUCUCAAAAGUGUCGCCAUGGGAUUCGCCUCCAAGAAAAUAGUGGCGAAUUUCUUUGGAGGGCUAGUGCUGGUGAUCUCACAGCCAUUCGUGGUGGGAGAGCGCAUUCAAGCAGGGGCCAUAUCGGGAAGGGUGGAGGAGGAUGGUGUCGCGAUGGGAUUCGCUUCCAAGGAAAUAGUCGCUAAUUUCUUCGGCGGGCUAGUGCUGGUGAUCUCACAGCCAUUCGUGGUGGGAGAGCGCAUUCAAGCAGGGGCCAUAUCGGGGCGCGUGGAGGAGAUUGGGUUUCUGCACACCAAGCUGGCUGGAGCAAACAAGGCGCCAGUUGUGGUGCCAAAUCAAAUCUUCAACACUGCAGUGAUCACCAACUUCUCCCGUGCUCGGUGCUACCCUGUAGCCGUCACAUUCGAGCUCAGAAUAGAGGAUAUCGAGCGAGUGCAAGCCAUCACGUCUCGCAUCACCCGCAUGCUCAGGUCGCAUGCUGACGUGGACCAAUCACAGGGCCCCGCGCAUGCAGUGCUGAAGGACCUCAAUGGGGCCAGUCUGCAUGUGGGCAUGCUGGCUUCGCUAAACCCUCAGGUGAGAUUUCAGGUGAUUCCAGGUGAGUUCAAGUGUUUUCUUUGGCAUUAG
Closterium sp. NIES-65 is the source of this 3138-nucleotide messenger RNA. NCBI's taxonomy places the organism in Eukaryota, Viridiplantae, Streptophyta, Zygnematophyceae, Desmidiales, Closteriaceae. The record is from the annotation of a GenBank genome assembly.